AAAAACAAUAAAAACCUGCAUUCAUCUUCUUUUCUUCCUGUAAACCCUAGCGAGAAACUCGUAAGUUACCCAUAUUAGUACUAUUACAUUAGUUUGGAUCCCAAGAAUCAAAAAUGUGCGGCGGUGCUAUGAUUUCCGAUUUCAACUCGGAUCCGAGUCAACUCGGCUAUAGUGGCUCUGUCUCGAUCAAGAAGCGUAGACCCGUCUUCUCAGCCUCAGGUGGUGCGCAGAAACAAGGGAUGGAGAAGAAACCAAAACCAAAACCGAAACCAAAGAGAGAGAGGAAGAAUCUGUACAGAGGAAUAAGGCAGAGGCCAUGGGCCAAAUGGGCAGCGGAGAUUCGUGACCCGAGGAAAGGUGUUCGUGUCUGGCUUGGCACUUUCCAAACCGCCGAGGAAGCUGCCCGAGCCUACGACGUUGCAGCCAUUCGUAUACGUGGCCACAAAGCCAAACUUAAUUUCCCAAACAGCAGCGACAGUCAAAAACAGGUUCUGAUAAACUAUAGUGCUUGCGAGUCUCCUAAAGACACCGUAGAGAAACUGUCGGAGGAGCUUAUGGCCUUCGAGGAUUACAUGAGCUUCUAUCAGAUUCCGUAUCUCGACGGCGAAUCCGCCACGGACGAUGCUCCUCCUCAACUAAGCGUCAUUGGCAAUCUCUGGAGCUUCCAAGACUCCUAAACUAUCUGCACUUCUAAUACUAUUUCUUCUUUUCUUUUCCCAUUGUUGUUUACCAAUUUAAGUGUAAUAAAUUAACAAUUAUGUGGAGUAUUUGUUUCGAUCCAAGUUAGAAGCUUCGAUUCUCAAAUUCAACUUUUAAAUCA
Messenger RNA from Thlaspi arvense, 820 nucleotides. Lineage: Eukaryota; Viridiplantae; Streptophyta; Magnoliopsida; Brassicales; Brassicaceae. The record is from the annotation of a GenBank genome assembly.